This is a messenger RNA of Sorex fumeus (smoky shrew), 3347 nucleotides long. It is a transcript of the gene NHSL2, whose product is annotated as NHS like 2. Bases 1 to 3066 code for a protein of 1021 amino acids. The transcript is spliced from 4 exons. Gene Ontology annotation, biological process: cell differentiation. The record is from RefSeq and is a predicted model, not a curated record. NCBI's taxonomy places the organism in Eukaryota, Metazoa, Chordata, Mammalia, Eulipotyphla, Soricidae.
AUGCCCUUUUACAGGCGCACCGUGGUGCCCCAGCGCCUGUGCCCACGCAACCCGCCUCAUCCGCUGACGGAGCUCCACGACGUGAGCCACCUGGCCGCACUUAGCUUGCUCCGGCAACUCGCAGACCUCUGCGGCCACUCGGUGGCUUUGCUCGAGAACCUCGAGGGGCACCUGCUGGUCCUGGGGCGCCGCACCGACAGCCUGUGCCAACGAACCGUGCGCCUCCGCCGCCGUCUCCCCUGCCGCCUGCUCGCCCCGGACGACGACGACGACGAGCUACUAGGUCACAAUAACAGCUCAGCAGGUAGUGUGGCCCACUAUACUGCUUCAAACAUCAGGCCCAGUCGUUCAGUUCCAGAAGAUGUUCAUGGAAGAGUUGCAGUUGGUCAGGAAGCUGGAUUCCCAACUCUCACCUUGCCAGCACUGAGCAAUCCUUCUAGUGAUCCAGAAGCGUCUCUCCAAGCCCCCUGUGGGACAAACCCUCCCAGCAUGGAAAGCAUAGGAAUGGUGUACAGCAUACCUAGUUCUUGCAACGGACCAACCGAGUCAACAUUCUCCAGUUCAUGGAAGGGAGAUGCUUUUACCUAUAUGACACCAAGUGCCACCAGCCAGAACAAUCAAGUUACUGAAAAUGGGGGAAAUCCUUCCUCUGGAAAUUCUUGGGUCUCUUUGCACACGCUGCCUCCUCUAAUUCCAAAGGAGGCUGCCAACCUCUUUGCCACUCAUGAAAACCUCGCAGGAGGUAGUGGGUUAUCUAGCUACUCUGAGCAACCUACUCAGCGAAGACAAGCUUCAGAACGACCAUCAAAGCCUGGCCUUCUGACAGGAGGUAUCCCAAGGCUGGAAACAGGCCCAGGUGGGGCUAACAGAUUCCGGGAACGGUCACUGUCUGUGCCCAUAGACUCGGGCACCACAGACGUGGACUGUGAUGAAAAUCAGAAGUCCAGUGAAGCAUGUGUCCUGCCUUCUGCCAGCACAGGUUCUGAGGGCAGUAAGAGUGCCGAUAAUAUCACCUCCCUUAGUUCCCAACACGAAGCCCAGCAUCGAAGACAGAGAUCCAAAAGUAUCUCACUCAAGAAGGCCAAAAAGAAGCCCUCUCCACCAACACGCAGUGUCUCACUGGUCAAAGAUGAACCUGUCCUCUUGCCAGAAGGUGAGUCAUCAGUUGCCAAGGACCAGAGACCAAGGAGCCUUUGCCUCUCUUUAGAACACCAAGGCCGUCACUCAUCACACCCAGAUGCUCAGGGUUGCUCAGCUGUGCCCACCUUCAAAGAUACAGAAGGUACACAUUUCUCUCACCACUGGUAUCUCACUGACUGGAAGUCUGGUGACACCUAUCAGUCCUUGUCCAGUUCUAGCACUGCUACUGGCACCACAGUCAUUGAGUGCACCCAGGUUCAGGGCAGCUCGGAGUCUCUGGCCUCCCCUUCCACUUCCAGAGCCACAACACCUUCGCAAAUCUCCAUUGAGGUAGAAGCCAGGGAGGUGUCCUCUCCAGGAAGGCCUACUGGGCUGAUGUCACCCUCCAGUGGAUACUCUAGUCAGUCUGAGACACCAACACCCACUGUCUCCAUGGCCUUGACUCUUGGCCACUUGCCCCCUGCAAGCAGCAAUGUCCGGGUGCGUCCAGUUGUACCUGAAAGGAAGUCCUCACUUCCCCCAACAUCCCCAGUGGAGAAAAUGUCCAAGUCGCGGCUAUCAUUUGACCUACCAUUGACCUCUUCAGCCAACCUGGACCUGUCUGGAAUGAAUAUCUCCAUCCGAAGCAAAACCAAGGUGAGCCGACAUCACUCAGAGACAAAUUUGGGGGCCAAACUGGCCCAGAAAACGAGUCCCAACCAACCAAUCAUGCCCAUGGUUACUCAGUCAGACCUCCGUUCUGUUCGCCUGAGGUCAGUCAGCAAAUCGGAGCCAGAAGAUGACAUUGAGAGCCCUGACUAUGCUGAGGAACCUGGAACAGAAGUCUUUACCUUGCCCGAGAGAAAACUAAAACCUCCCAUAGCUGAGAAGCCCUUGCUGAUCCGAAGGCCUCUGAGCUUGGUCCACAAGCCACCAUCUCUCCCUGAAGGUUACCCACUAACUUCUCCUCCCUUGACUAUGACCCCUAAGAGCUCAAUUCAACAUAUAAGGCCACUCCCUCAAGAUAUCUAUAUGGUGGUUCGGAAACCAAAGUCCCCCAACAUUCCUGAGGGUAAGAGUCCAGGGGAGUCAAGAGCAUCCUCAUCUCAUGUGUUCACGCCUUUUGCCAGUUCCACUGGUGCUUUCUUCUCAGGAACACAGCAACUUCCCCAAGGAAGUAGGGAGGAUGAGGGGCCCAAAGUGAGAACCCUGCCUGAAAGAAUUAACCUCCAGAGUCAGGAAGAAGCUGAGAAAAAGAAAAGCAAGAUUCCACCUCCUGUCCCCAAAAAGCCCAGCGUGCUGUACCUGCCUCUCACUUCCCCUCCAGCACAAAUUGAAGCCUACAUGGUUGAGUCAAGGCUGCCUCUCAGCCCCAUCAUCACUCUGGAGGAAGAGGCCAAGUGUCUACCUUCUGGCAACCACCUGCAAUCCCCUCCUGCAAGGACAACUUUAACACCACAGACUGAUGACGAAAGGGAUGCAAGCCCUCUGGGUAAUUCUAUGGAGUCAAGCUCAGAAGAAAAAAGUUUAAUCAGUGAUAAAACAGCUGAAUGGAUUGUGGAAGAUGAUGAUGAGGUGUUUGUGGCUUCACGUACAACUGAAGAUUUAUUUACUGUGAUACACAGGUCCAAAAGAAAGUUGCUGGGCUGGAAGGAGCCCGGGGAGGCCUUUACUGGCAGCAAGCCAAGCUCCCACUCACCAAUCAGGAACAUAGAGGAUGCACCCACCACUGAGCAAACUGCCUCUGCGGGGUCAAGCAGCGGUGCCAGCUUAGAUGCUGGCAGAAAUGAUGAUUUCAAGGCUUUGCUGCAGAAGAAGGGAAGCAAGACAACUCCAAGGUCUCGCCCCUCGGCAGCAGAACUGCUGAAGACCACUAAUCCACUGGCUCGGCGAAUUAUUGCACAAUUUUCAAAAGACUACAAAACCACAGAUAACCCCAAUACUUAAGCUCUCCGGGUUCCAGCAAGCAGGGUUUACUUACUAAACUUGAGUAGAGAAGGGAGAAGAGAAAGGGGUUUAAAAGAACUUUCGAAAUCACUAGAAAGGCUACAUUUAUUUUACAUUAAGUUUUACUUGGACAGAGAAGGCCACCUCAUCUAGUACUGAACUCACCAGGCACUUUAAUCAUCUUCAGACAUUUUACAUUUUCAUAUUUAGAGUCUUGCCAUUGCUGACUACCAUUUUCCUCCUCCUUUUCCUCUUCUCUGCCUCCUCCUAUUCCUCUUCCU